Messenger RNA from Annulohypoxylon maeteangense, 3690 nucleotides. Its product is annotated as DNA polymerase family A. Gene Ontology annotation, molecular function: DNA binding; DNA-directed DNA polymerase activity; 3'-5' exonuclease activity. Bases 68 to 3556 code for a protein of 1162 amino acids. NCBI's taxonomy places the organism in Eukaryota, Fungi, Ascomycota, Sordariomycetes, Xylariales, Hypoxylaceae. Gene Ontology annotation, cellular component: gamma DNA polymerase complex; mitochondrion. The record is from RefSeq and is a predicted model, not a curated record. Gene Ontology annotation, biological process: mitochondrial DNA replication. The transcript has 2 exons.
UCGCAACUAGAAAACGUAGAGAGUUAAAACCCUACAAGACCGAAAUGACCUCGAAAGAACGACGGUGAUGCUUCAUCCCGCAAAAGCUCGCAUGAGAGGCGCAUCGACUGCGAGCUUCGUGCGUUUUGCCAUGCACCAGGCGCUAUGUCAUCGUCCUCGACAGCCGUCAUUGUCGCACUUAUCGCAUCUAAGACGGCAGACCACAGCCGCAGUCGCGCAAUCUUCCAACGAACCUCUGAAUGAACCUCUCAAUGAACAUCCCAAUGAAUCUACACCUGUGCGCUCGGGUAGCCUUGCCAUCACCUCCGGUGCUCGAUUCAACGAAAUAAAGGUACAACAAGUCAGUCAUCACAUAUAUAAACAAAUUUUCCCGUCAGGUGACAAGAAACCACCACCACCACAAGAACUCGUGGAUUUGUCGAAAGACCACCUCACUCGUCAUAAUCUCAUUGGAAAGAAUGCCGAUAAUAAUGCGCCAAUUGCGUUUGACGUGCCUCCGCUUCAGGGCGAGACCAAGACCUUGGACGAGCAUUUCUAUAAAUUAGGAAUUGACAGCGCCGAGCCGUUCCUGUCAAAAGCGAAAGAAUUUGCGAGACAGAACGUCCCGCCGCGACCGAAGGAAUGGGUGAGACAAAGCGGUUGGACAAAAUAUACUCCCAACGGGCCGCCGGAACGUGUCGAGUAUCCUGAUGCCGAUAUGCUAUGUUUCGACGUCGAGGUUAUGUGGAAAGAGAGUUCCUUUGCAGUUAUGGCGUGUGCUAUGAGCCCGACGACUUGGUACGCAUGGCUAUCGCCUUGGCUACUUGGUGAAUCCGAAUCGGAUAGGCAUCUAAUCCCCUUGGGCGACCCAACCAAGGACCGCAUUAUCGUCGGUCAUAAUAUCGGGUACGACCGAGCGAGGAUCCUUGAAGAAUAUGACUUAAAACAGACAAGGAACUCAUUCCUUGAUACCAUGUCGCUGCAUGUUGCGGUCAAUGGUAUGUGUUCGCAACAGCGACCAACGUGGAUGAAGCACAAGAAAAGUAGGGAACUUCGAGACAAGAUUGCCAAAGAAACGGACAAUAUCGAAUUAGCAAACCUGUUGGCGAGCAGCCGAGAAGACGAAGAAGAACUUUGGGUCGAACGCAGUUCGGUCAAUUCUCUUCGCGACGUCGCCAAGUUCCAUCUUAACGUCACUAUCGACAAAGCGGCUCGAGACCACUUUGGGGAGUUGGAUAGGGACGGCAUCUGCAGCAAGCUAGACGAGCUACUCGAUUACUGUGCGGCAGAUGUGGCGGUUACUCACAGAGUCUUCGGGAUUGUAUUCCCUAAUUUCCUUGGGGUCUGCCCUCACCCUGUCAGCUUUGCUGCCUUGCGACAUCUAUCUUCCGUAAUUCUUCCUGUCAACAAGUCCUGGGAUGAGUAUGUCGCCAAUGCAGAAGCCACUUACCAUAGACUCUCCAAUGAUGUGCAGCAACGCCUAAUUUCGCUCGCAGAGAAGGCAUUGGAGAUCAAGGACGAUGCUAACAAAUGGGGUAACGAUCCCUGGCUGAAACAGUUGGAUUGGUCCGGUCAAGAGAUUAGGAUGGUCAAAGGAAAGAAAAAGAACGAUCCUCCUAGGCCCGCCGCUCGCCAGAAGAAACCAGGGAUGCCUAAAUGGUAUAAGGACUUGUUUCCGAAGAGUGAUGCGCCCAUCAACCUCACAGUCAGAACUCGAAUUGCACCAAUUCUUCUUCGGCUCACGUGGGAUGGUUAUCCCUUGGUCUGGUCUGAUAAAUAUGGCUGGACUUUUAGGAUACCACUUGCGGACAUGGCAAAAUAUAGUUCGACGCAACUUGUACGAUGUGACCUCUCAGACGAAUCUAUAGAGGCUUUGAAGAACGACGUGACCGGGCUCUAUUUCAAGUUACCCCAUAAAGAUGGUCCGACGACGAGAUGCGGGAGCCCGUUAGCGAAGAGUUAUCUUGUAUACUUUGACAAGGGAACAUUAUCAUCCGAAUAUCCACUAGCGAAAGAAGCUCUUGAUAUGAAUGCAUCAUGUUCUUAUUGGAUUAGUGCUCGGGACAGAAUCCAUUCUCAAAUGGUUGUUUACGAAAAGGAGAAAUCUAAAGAUGGACAGGAACCAAAUGAAAACAGCGACAGCAAUAAUGGCUAUAUUUUACCUCAGGUCAUUCCUAUGGGUACUGUCACCCGAAGGGCGGUCGAAAAUACUUGGCUGACCGCUAGCAAUGCAAAGAAGAACCGGGUUGGAUCUGAGUUAAAAGCAAUGGUCAAAGCGCCACCAGGUUAUUGCUUUGUGGGCGCUGAUGUUGAUUCGGAAGAAUUAUGGAUUGCUAGCGUUGUUGGGGACGCCACAUUCAAACUCCAUGGCGGUAAUGCUAUUGGUUUUAUGACACUCGAAGGCACAAAAGCCGCAGGAACCGAUCUGCAUUCCCGCACCGCUUCCAUCUUGGGCAUCACACGUAAUGACGCCAAGGUUUUCAAUUACGGUCGCAUUUACGGAGCUGGGCUCAAGUUUGCCGCCACCUUGCUCAGGCAGUUUAACCCUAACCUCUCAGAGCAAGAAACAACAGACAUCGCUGGAAAAUUAUAUACCGCGACGAAGGGCGCGAAGACAAAUAGGAAGGCACUCUAUAAACGACCUUUUUGGAGAGGUGGCACAGAGUCGUUUGUCUUCAACAAGCUCGAAGAGUUUGCGGAACAAGAACGCCCGCGGACGCCCGUUCUCGCCGCCGGUAUCACCGAGGCGCUGAUGGGAAGAUAUAUCAGUAAGGGAGGCUACCUGACCUCUCGCAUUAACUGGGCAAUUCAAUCAUCGGGUGUGGAUUAUCUCCACCUUCUAAUUGUCUCGAUGGAUUACUUAACUCGACGUUUCAACAUUGACGCACGCCUCGCUAUCAGCGUUCACGACGAAAUUCGCUACCUCGUCAAGAACGAAGAUAAAUACAGAGCUGCUAUGGCUCUUCAGGUUUCUAACCUCUGGACACGCGCAAUGUUCUCCCAACAAGUGGGCAUCGAUGAUCUACCGCAAUCAUGUGCCUACUUCUCCGCAAUUGACAUCGAUCAUGUUCUGCGCAAGGAGGUGGACAUGGAUUGCGUGACGCCCAGCCACAGCAUUCCCAUUCCACCCGGCGAGAGCAUCGACAUAACCCAACUGCUCGAAAAAGGAAACGAAGCAUACCUCGACCCCAACAUCGUCCCAGCAAAGCACGCCCCACGACUAGACCACAUCCCAUACACGCCUAGGACACCCGUCAUGAAGGAGCUCAACGACUCGCAAGAUCUCAAGGACCUCAGCUUCCUAAAGGCCCAGAUCUCAAGCAGCGACGAAGAGCUCAAGGAAAUUCUUAAAGGCCAGAAAAAGGCGUCCGGUGGUACCGGGGGAUCGGCCACCGGGACGGUAAAGAAACCCAGGCAGAAGCUGGUCCCGUAUGCCUCGCAGGCUCAGCUCAUGCCGCAUAUGUACCAGCCCUUCGAGGCGAAGUUCACGUCUAGGAAGGACUUCCCCAAGGAAGAGUCUUGGACUUUCGAGGGCAUGCCGCCGCGGGUUAUGAGGGGUAGUGGGCCGAGAUUGUGAUGUUGGUGUGUUGGACUGGGGGUUUGGCACUGCUGUUGACACAGCGUUAUUUUUCUUCUUCUUCUUUUCGCGGAUUGUCGUCUUCGCUAUGUAUUAUCAGGUACCCGGGGAUGCGGCAUGUGUUAUGUGUGGCA